Molecule: messenger RNA, 1740 nt
Organism: Penicillium daleae
Lineage: Eukaryota; Fungi; Ascomycota; Eurotiomycetes; Eurotiales; Aspergillaceae
Product: nucleobase:cation symporter-2 family protein
Exons: 4
Coding region: 1-1740 (579 amino acids)
Biological process (GO): xanthine transport; transmembrane transport
Cellular component (GO): membrane; fungal-type vacuole
Molecular function (GO): xanthine transmembrane transporter activity
Source: RefSeq, a predicted model, not a curated record
AUGGACGGCCCCGACCAGAUCGGACCUGAUCACCGGCCGAAACAAACAAUCGGCGACAAAGUUUACCGCCUCGUGAGGAGGUUCACCACCAGGGAGAGCCUCAUCGGGGACUAUGACUAUGCCUACCUAUUUACCCCGCGGCUGCCGUUCACCAAAGCGACCCGCAAAUCGGCCCCGUUCUUCGGGCUAGAGGAUCGAGUGCCAGUCCUCCUCGCCCUAAUCCUCGGAUUGCAGCAUGCACUUGCGAUGUUGGCGGGUGUGAUUUCCCCGCCUAUCCUGCUAGGCGGCUCCUCUGGCGUCAACCUCGAUAACGAGCUUUACCAGUAUCUCGUGUCGACCUCGUUAAUUGUGUCAGGCCUGCUCAGUACGUUGCAGAUGCUGCGCUUGCAUAUCUACGGCACGAAGUACUAUAUUGGAACCGGGCUGCUGUCGGUCGUGGGUACCUCUUUCUCCACUAUUACCGUGGGCACCGGCGCCUUUUCGCAGAUGUACAAGUCGGGCUACUGCCCCGUCGACGCAGAGGGAAACCGACUCCCCUGCCCGCAAGGAUACGGCGCCCUGCUCGCCACCUCCUGCUUGUGCUCCUUGCUAGAAAUCGGGCUCUUAUUCAUGAACAGCCGCAUCAUUGCCCGCGUCUUCCCUCCCCUCGUCACCGGCCCGACGGUUCUCCUUAUCGGGGCCUCUCUCAUCAAGUCCGGCAUGCAGAACUGGGGCGGUGGUACCUCGUGUGUGCCGGCCUCGUCAACCGCGACACGACCUAUGUGCCCCAGUGACAGCGCCCCGCAUGCGUUACCUUGGGGCAGCCCCGAGUUCAUCGGGCUCGGCUUCCUGGUAUUUGUGACUAUCAUUUUGUGCGAACGGUUUGGUCCACCUAUCCUGAAGAGCUGCUCCGUGGUGGUAGGUCUGCUAGUCGGAUCGAUUGUCGCGGCUGCCUGUAAUUACUUUGAAGACUCAGGCAUUACGGCCGCUCCCGUGGCGUCCUUUGCCUGGGUGCAUACGUUCCCGCUGAAGAUCUACCCGCCACUGAUCCUGCCCCUGAUGGCCCUCUUCAUCGUCACUAUGAUGGAGUCCAUUGGAGACAUCACCGCUACCUGCGACGUGUCUAAGCUGGAGGUAACGGGCGCCACCUUCGACUCGCGCAUCCAGGGCGGCGUUCUAGGCAACGGACUGACCUGCCUGCUGGCUGGGCUGAUGACUAUCAGCCCGAUGUCGGUCUUCGCGCAGAACAACGGCGUUAUCGCGCUGACCAAGUGCGCCAACCGCACCGCUGGCUACUGCUGCUGCUUCUUCCUAGUCAUCAUGGGUAUCUUCUCCAAGUUCGCCGCGGCGCUGGUUGCCAUCCCCAGCGCUGUGCUGGGCGGCAUGACCACCUUCCUGUUCAGCAGCGUGGCCAUCUCCGGCAUCCGUAUCAUCUCCACUAUCGACUUCAACCGCCGCAAUCGCUUCAUCCUGACUGCCAGCUUUUCUCUAGGCAUGGGCAUUACCCUGAUCCCGGACUGGUGGUCGUAUUUCUUCUCUUACAGCGGCGACAACCACGCCCUGGAGGGUCUGCUGGACGCCGUAGAUCUUGUCAUGGAGAACGGUUUCGCUGUUUGCGCUAUCUUCGGCGUCUUCUUGAACCUGGUCCUGCCCGAGGAGCCGGAUGAUGUUGCGCCGGUGUGGGCUGCGAAUUCAAAUGCGUCGGACGAUGACCGUACAGUGACUGAGAUGACCUCUGUGCAGGGCGAGACGAAGAUGUAG